UUUAUUCUGCAUCUAACCAUGUGUGCUUCGAACUAAUUGGAGCAGGGGCCGAUUCCAUCAAAUAAUCGCCCCCGUCCUUUUCAUCCAAAUUAUAUGAACAACUUUUCAUCAUUAUCUCUACGAAGUUAUACUAUUCCUCAUACUGAAGGGAACACAAAUGAAUAGUGAGUGUAUAAUGAUAAAAUAUUAAAUAACUACAAACAAGAAGCAAAUGUAGAUAGUUGACUUCGGCGCACAGGUGUGACUAGGUAUACGCUAAUUAUAUAUUAGUUAUUUUUGACUGUUUUUUUAGGCAUCCAGGAAAAUUUGUUAUAAUGCGGUUAUUAGGAAUCCAGCUGUGAAAUGUCUCGUUUCGUAGAGAAAUGUUUGGUCUACCUGUUAGUACUAAAUACAAAAUUACAGGAUAAAUGAGAGAACUUUUUUUAAUGAAUUACUGAAAAGACACAAACAGUUGUAUAACUGAUGAUCGGUUAUCACGUAUAGUUAUAAUAUUCCAGAUUGUUCAUGUUUAUGUCAUGAUUAAGUUUAAAGUAUUUUUUCUUCUAACGACUACAUAGAGCAAAUAUUUCUCUGCAAAAUGAGACAUUCCACAGCUGGGAACGAUUCUUCGCAUUAUAUCAAUUUUUUUCUAGAUGUCCUGAUAUGAGUUGUAUGAAUGCGUAGAUGCCUAGAUGUGACUAGAAUUUGUGCGAUUAUGGUAAACUGCUCUGUUUCCAUAUUAUAUCUAAAACAUCUUUUAUUAUUAAGCUGUUAAUAAUAUAUGAUAUUUUACUUUAGUCUUAUAAAAUUCAACUUGAUAAUUGUCAAGAAACCAUAGCACAAUUGAGAAAAACAAUUGACGUUAUGGAAAAACGUUUAGAUCAGUUACCAUUAAGUUUGGGGAAGUUGAGACAGAAAAUGAGCUCAGAUGGUGAAGAAAAUCAAGAAUAA
Didymodactylos carnosus is the source of this 930-nucleotide messenger RNA. The record is from the annotation of a GenBank genome assembly. NCBI's taxonomy places the organism in Eukaryota, Metazoa, Rotifera, Eurotatoria, Philodinida, Philodinidae.